Molecule: messenger RNA, 925 nt
Organism: Sceloporus undulatus (fence lizard)
Lineage: Eukaryota; Metazoa; Chordata; Lepidosauria; Squamata; Phrynosomatidae
Gene: TEX52
Product: testis expressed 52
Exons: 3
Coding region: 167-925 (252 amino acids)
Source: RefSeq, a predicted model, not a curated record
GAAGGGCAGAAAUCCAGAGCAAAAGGUGUGGUUUUUAAAUUUGGGUUAAGGAGAGGAAACACCAAACUGGAUGUGGACAUCAUGAAGACAGGACACAUCGAGCCCAGGGGGGAUUCAGAGUUAAUAACCCAUGCAGAGCUAGGAUUCAUCUGAUUUCCUUUUCAAGAUGACUACAUGGAAAGAAAGAAACUUUCUAUGUAAGGACAAAUAUGUAUCAUGGCCAGGAUUUUCUCCAAGACCCUAUCAUAAACUGGCUGUUGAAAGACCACCACAUACAGAUGCCAAAAUCAAGGUUUGCCAGAAAAUGCGUUGCCCAGUUGAAGAAGGUGCCCAGUGGCAUGUGUGGGGCUAUCAUACAUGGUUGGAUGUGGGAAGGUUGCCAGCUAUCUAUCGCCCAAGACCUGACAAGCCUUUUGACAGCAACACCUGGCGAUGGAUUACUGCUCCAAGAAAAGAUUCAAUGGCUGAGCCACCAGUGCCACCUCCUUCACAGCUGGAUGGGAACACCUAUGUGAAAUUUAUCGAAGGGGAUGCAUUGUUUGUGGAUCAGAGACACAAACAAAGAGUUCUGACUAGAACAAAGAAUGAAAUAAAGAAGUGUGAGCAACUCAAAAUAAGGAGUGAAUGUCGAGCUCCUCCUCUAGACAAUCAGGGAAAUAUUGUGCCUCCCAAAGAUUUCACACGAUAUAAGCAUCUGCUUCAAGGAAAGGGCCCAGCAUCACUGUGUGUUCAGCUGCAACCUGUCAUACCCCCUUCUAGAGACUGUUGGGACUAUCCUUGUCCAGAUCUUGAACCCCAUUACCAAGAAGCAGCCGUCAAGUUUGCUCUGAAGAACAGCAGUCCAAUCUACCAGCAAGUGGUUGAAAAAUACCAGAAACUGGCCUUAUCUGGGAGCAAGAUAAGGCCUUGUACACCUGUCAGCUAA